Molecule: messenger RNA, 1867 nt
Organism: Contarinia nasturtii (swede midge)
Lineage: Eukaryota; Metazoa; Arthropoda; Insecta; Diptera; Cecidomyiidae
Product: ectonucleotide pyrophosphatase/phosphodiesterase family member 5-like
Exons: 6
Coding region: 425-1687 (420 amino acids)
Source: RefSeq, a predicted model, not a curated record
CAGGCAAAUAUUUUUCGUUUGAUCAAGAGAUCCCACUUUCAAAAGAAUUUCCAUAUUUUUUCCAAAGAAUUGAAAAUUCAAUAAAAAAUAAAGAGAAUUGCUUCGCCUUUAACUGCAUCAAAUGAACGUACAUUUAUAACAAAUAAGUAGGAAAAGUGUUGUUCAGUUGUGCACUCAUUUUGUUUCCGCCGAAUUGGUGUCUGUAAAGUGCGAACGAUCUAGCAAUGAAAUGAGUUAUACCAAGGACACUUUUUUCAUGAAUUUAAAUCUAUUUUUAGCAACUGAAUACAAUUGUGACAAUUGAAUUAUUUCUAUUAGAAAAUAAGUUACAAUUGAUAUCAUUGCUUGUGCCAAACCGGUUGUUCAUUGUGUCACCUUUGUUUCAAAUCAGUAAUUUAAUUCUUUUAAAUUAAAACUCAUUGUGAUGAUGCAAGUGUCAACUAAAUUUAUCUUAUUUUGUCUAUAUGUUUUGCUUGAUUCGUGUAAAAGUAUACCAAUUGUAUCUACAGAAGAACCAGCACUUCUUAUUGUUUCAUUCGAUGGACUUCGACCAGAUUACUUGCAUCGAAAUGUAACGCCAAACUUGAAUUUGAUUGGCAAAGAAGGCGUCUCAGCACAAUUUAUGCGUCCUGUUUUUCCAACGAAAACCUUUGUCAAUCACUUCAGCAUAGCCACAGGCCUUUAUCCUGGAAAUCAUGGAGUUCUUGCAAACGCCGUGUAUGAUACCGAAAUGGGUUUAUUGAAAUACAGUUACGAUUUGUUCCAUUACAAUGAAAGCACAAUACCGAUUUGGACGGCCAACGAAAUGGCUGGAAAAACGUCAGGAUGUUGGUGGCCUGGAAGUGAUUACGAAUAUAAUGGGGUGUCGUGUAUGUUCACUAGAAGUUUCAAUGGAAGUGUUCCAUUUGAAGAACGCGUCGAUACAGUUAUUAAAUGGGUUACGCAUGAAAAGACGCCAGCAAAUCUGGUCAUGAUGUACUUUGAAGAACCAGAUCAAACCAGUCAUCCGUAUGGACCGGACUCGAUUCAAGUAACAAAUGCAGUGGCUAGCGUUGAUCGAGUCACACAAUACAUCGAGGAAACAUUGAUGGCAAACAAUUUACAAAAUCGUGUCAACGUGAUUUUCUUAUCAGAUCAUGGUAUGGUGGGUGUUCCUAUUUCAAAUAUCAUUGAUUUAACACUAUUUUUAGCCACCGAUAUAUGUAAAAUGUAUGGCACAUCGCCAGUAUUACAAAUCGUUCCAAACGAUCCAAGCGAUGAAAGUGAAAUUUUCACAAAUUUAACUAGAGCUGCCGAACAGAAUGGACAUUUUAACGUUUAUAAUCAAUAUGAUCUUCCCGCUCGAUGGAAUGCAAACAAUGCGAGACGUAUGGGUCCAAUUCUUGCUGUAGCUGAAGUUGGCUAUGCAUUCCAAGAUUUGCUGAUCGAUUUUAAAAUAUACGAGAAAAAUUUGAAUGUUCCUAUCACGAAUCAAAGUAUAUAUGGUGUCCAUGGUUAUGACAAUGAGGAGCCAUUGAUGAAUGCAUUUUUUAUGGCAAAAGGUCCCAUUUUUGGCAAGGACGAACAAAUUGAAACCAUUGACAUGAUUGAUUUAUAUAACUUGUUCUGUUUAAUUUUAAAAAUCGAAUGCUAUAGCAAUGAUGGUUCAAAUAAUUCAAGUAUUUGGAAUGCACUCUUUGUACCAUAAUAAAAAGGAGUUGUCUACGGACGGCAUUAUCUUGGAAAAUGUAAAAUGUAUUGAUAUUUAGUGCAAAUUUUCAAUUCCAAAAUAAUGCCUGUGUAUGGCUACGCAACUCCUUUGCCAAAAUUGUUUGUAUUGUAUUUAUGAACUUGUGAAAUAACACAACUACAUAAAUAAAAAAUUGAC